This is a messenger RNA of Macrobrachium nipponense, 1747 nucleotides long. Its product is annotated as probable serine/threonine-protein kinase DDB_G0283337. NCBI's taxonomy places the organism in Eukaryota, Metazoa, Arthropoda, Malacostraca, Decapoda, Palaemonidae. The record is from RefSeq and is a predicted model, not a curated record. The coding region runs from base 188 to 1624 and encodes 478 amino acids. The transcript has 2 exons.
UCCGCAUUACGAUAUCACGGCGAGGGAAGCCAACAGCAGCAGCAGCAACAGCAGCAGACAGCAAUAGGCAGCAGCAGUUGUCGGAGAAAACCGUUACUUUACUUCCACCCGCGAGUUCAUAGAGUGAGAGUUAUGUUAUGAAAAAAAUCUGUGGCAAGAACUCAAUAUAAAAGUUUAAAACAACAAAAUGCUCGGAAUUGAACUGAAUGGGAAAAUCUGGCAUCUCUACCUGACGUGGGCAGUCCUGCCAUCCAGUGCGCUCCCUAUAUUACUUGCCAACGCAUUGUUCUCUGCCCCUUUCAGGGAUAGACUGCCUCCCCUAUACGGGCUUCCAUUACAGAAAUCUAUACCGCAAGGGAUAAUAGAUAUAAACCACAAUAGCGCCGAGAAUGAAAGAGAUGAACGGUUUCUCAAUGACCGUGAAUUUGGUGGGUCUGUGUCGGGAGGGUUGGCAGCAGUGGGUAAGUUGGCUGGAGGAAGGGAUGCCAACCUUACGGACGGCGCUCAGGGGAAUUUAGCUGAGGAAAGCAACGCCGAUUUCGCUGGCAUUCUGUCGGGAAGGUUGGCGGCAAUGAGAGAGAGACUGCAAGGAUCACAGAAUGAAAAACUUAACGAAAAAUUCAUUAUUCAGUCUGUUCUGCAGAACGUUCUCGCGCAGGCGCUGGAAGAACAUACGAAUAGGCAUGAUAUAUUAAAGGAAGUUGUGAGAAGAGGGAAUUAUGACGUAAAUACGCACAAGAACUUUUUUGUUUUCAGUGAUCAGGAUAAAAUGAAGUUUGUCUUAAAUUCUUUCGAUUCAUAUAGCAAUGAUGAUGACAGUGUUCCUCCAUAUGUCUUUAAAAACAGUAGGAUCGAUGGUGAACAACACAACAUGACAAGAAUUAUGGUGAAAGAUGCCGUAGGCCUACAGAAGAAAAUGAACAAAACAUCUAACAUUGAAGAUGGCGAUUCUGUGAUGUCUGAAAAGUCCCCAGAAGUAGUGAAUACCCAUAAAAAGUGGCUGAAAUCAACUGAUUUAAAACCGCCCACUGUCCAGCAGGGCAGAAUCGAGAAGAAGAAUCAUCUACAAAAAGAUUUCAGGCUGCUAAUGAGAAAGAGAAGAGACAACAAGGCCAUAAUGUACCUUCCAGUUGGAAGCACCGGAACGGGGCAGGACAACAACUGCCCGGAUUCUGUAGACUCAGCAGCCGUCAGCAUCUCUCAACUCGUCUUCCUGUCCCUCUGCCUAGGAAUCUUCACUGCCGUGGCAAACGUGGCCAACAACAUCAACAACAACAAUAACAACAACAACAACAACAACGACAACAACAUCAACAGCAACAACCUGAAUUUCGCCGCCAACGCCAAUGCCGGGAAUCAGAUCACGAUUCAGAUCCCGCCCGGAAGACGCCGAAGGAGGGAUUCGAUCCUUAGUGCUAUAAGUGACAGGAUUCAGAGGCAGGUUCAGUUGGCUGUGGGUGACAUUGUGACGAAUGGAACGCAACAUCAGAAAAGUCCUGUUUUCUUCGACUUGGCACAGAAGAAUCCCAUUUUCUUCGACUUAUUACAGAAGAAUCCCGUUUUCUUCGACUUACUGCAGAAAAAUCACAUUUUCUCAGACUUGCUCAGUGCUAAAUAUAAGUAAGAAUUAUGCAAAUAUAUUCAUUCACAAAAUGGUUUGAAAUCCAAAAUAUAUAAACUUUGACAGAAAAAAUCUUCCGUAUAACCCUCAAUAAAUUAAACAAACAAAAAGAAAACCAGUUAACCA